CCUUGUACGAAAAAAUCUCAGAGCUCAGCUGCAGCAAUGGAGGCGACUGCUGCCAAUGAACCAGAUACGAAAAGCUCCAAUUCCUCUCCGGGAGUAACGAUACCGAACUUCUUCGUAUCGCUCUCCUCGGCAUUUACGCAAACACCUUCCGUGCGUACGAACAAGCCCAGUUUGCGACCUCUACCACCAGCUUCAGACUCCGUCAAGUUGAUUCAAGACUUCCAUCGUUCUCUGCUCUCCGCGACUGAGAAAUUCGCAGGCUUCGUCCACUCACUCGCCGCUAAGAACCCUCUGUUUCGGGAAGCGGUUCGCUUGUCAUCCGAGUUUCGCGGUGUUUGCGACGAGAUUCGUUUGAGGAACAACACUACAAGGGUUAGGUUUGGUAUGUCUGAACACGGGUUUGCAGCGGUUCUUCCUGGAGAUUCGGUUGCAGGAAUGGUGGUUGCUAACGGGUUGAUAAACUUCUUCAACAUCUAUAACACUAUCCUUGUUGUCCGUCUAGUACUCACCUGGUUCCCCACUGCUCCUCCUGCCAUUGUUAACCCCCUCAGCACUUUAUGUGAUCCGUACUUGAACAUAUUCCGGGGAGUCAUACCGCCUCUUGGAGGAUUAGAUUUAUCUCCCAUUUUGGCUUUCCUUGUUCUCAACGCCUUCACCAGCACUGCUAUGGCGCUUCCUUGCGAGCUCCCACCAUCUGAAGGAGCGGCUUCUCCAUCGUCUUGUGAGACCAAGUGGAUGAGAAGGAGAAGGCUGAGCAGCAACAAGAACCAAACACCCAGCUCGGCUUCUAUGAACUGACCUUAUUAAAAAACAUUACUCUUUUCUACGCUUCAGAAUGUGACAUAUAACUUUUGAGUAAUUUUAUUCAUCUGCAUCUCUGGAUUCCGAGUUAUAUUUGUGUAAAUUUUCUUUAUAAAAUGAAUAAAAAAAAAUGUUGUUCUUUGUAA
Raphanus sativus (radish) is the source of this 947-nucleotide messenger RNA. Its product is annotated as ylmG homolog protein 2, chloroplastic. Gene Ontology annotation, cellular component: membrane. The record is from RefSeq and is a predicted model, not a curated record. Bases 37 to 798 code for a protein of 253 amino acids. Gene Ontology annotation, biological process: chloroplast fission. The transcript has 3 exons. Lineage: Eukaryota; Viridiplantae; Streptophyta; Magnoliopsida; Brassicales; Brassicaceae.